AUGAAGCAAACACAGACACCUAAUAAACAUGAACAAGUUAAAUUAAUGAAAGCUGGUCUUGGACGAAAAAAGGUAGUUUGUCCUAACAAGAAUGCAAGCCAUACAGAAUUUUGCCAGUUUCUAGAGGACAAAUUUCCCAAAUUAAAAGCUGGUGGAGGGUUUGAAUUGUUGCGCUGUGGUGGUGUAGGUCUAAGACCGCUUGUUGUUGUGCCACCUGGUCCGUCUGGAUAUUGUGUGCCAUAUCUGAAGGAAAACUUUUCCCAAGCUGUUGUUUAUGUGCGACCAUUGCAAGUUAACUUGGAUAUUAACGAGGAACCAUUCAUG
Paramuricea clavata is the source of this 324-nucleotide messenger RNA. The record is from the annotation of a GenBank genome assembly. NCBI's taxonomy places the organism in Eukaryota, Metazoa, Cnidaria, Anthozoa, Malacalcyonacea, Plexauridae.